Malaya genurostris is the source of this 5923-nucleotide messenger RNA. RefSeq names its product mediator of RNA polymerase II transcription subunit 1 (gene MED1). The transcript has 6 exons. Gene Ontology annotation, biological process: regulation of transcription by RNA polymerase II. The coding region runs from base 220 to 5301 and encodes 1693 amino acids. The record is from RefSeq and is a predicted model, not a curated record. Gene Ontology annotation, cellular component: mediator complex. Gene Ontology annotation, molecular function: transcription coregulator activity. Lineage: Eukaryota; Metazoa; Arthropoda; Insecta; Diptera; Culicidae.
CUAAUUAUGACAUGAAUGGUGGAUUUGAAAGUGCUUCGAGCGUGCUAAUGCUCCAAAUAAAAAUUAUAAAAUACCUAUGUCAAGUAACGAAAAUGUGUCCAUAGAUAUCAAAUAUUUGUAGUGAAAAACUCCCAAUUUGUGAUUCUGGUAACGAAGUUGUCCGUUGUGCCGUGGAUUGGUACGGACUUUCGGUGAGCCUUUGAAGCAAGUGUAUGCAGAAUGUCAUCGGUAGCAGCUGGCAAUUUGGGUUCGUUACUACCAUCCGCGAUCCUAGCCAAUGGAGGAACGCUAGCAAGCACUAAAGGGGUAUCUGUUGCUACGGGUGAAUCUGGUGUUAUCCAGGGUAAAUCUACGUCAUGUUUCAGUGGUGAUAAACAUGAAUCAUGGCAGAUGGAACUGCUGAUGGAACGGUUGCGAAAUAAAGCUAAGUCUUCACAGUACAAAUCAUUUCAGGAAAUGUCUAAAUCUGUUCGAAUGUCAUUGUUGGAAAAACGCUAUGCCUUAGAUGUUGUGGAAAAAUCUAAUUUGCAGAAAACAUUAGAUAGUAUGCAGUAUUGCAUCAAAGUUACAUCUCGACAAGGGUUAGUUGAACGCUUGGAUUGUCUUACUAGACAGCUUGGCCUUAAAUUGAGUGAAGAUACUUCUGGACUGUUCAUAUCUUCCGAUAUGUUUUUCUUGGAAAUUAUACUCGAUUUAAACGGCACGGUUCAAGAUGUAAAAGUCCAUCAUGAAUGUAAAAUGCGACAGCAGAGCUGCAGUGAAUUGGUGUCAUGCUUACAGAGAGGUGAUUUUGUGGACUUUACCACUCAACUGGAAGGUCUCGCUUCGAUUUAUCAGUUAAAUGCAGAGAAAAAAAUUAAAGUAAAUGCCUUUGUGGCAUUGCAGGCUUUAGAAACCGAUUUGUAUAAUCUGUACUCACUGUCUAAGCAGCAUUUUACUGAUAUACACACUUUGUUGUUAAAAUCGCCUCUUGGGGUGGUACAAAAACGGCGAGGGGGUCAUCCUAUGAAGCUGACCUAUUUUGUAGCGCCCUACGAUUUGCUAGAUUUAGAAUCUCGCAAAAUGAAACCAUUAAGCAUUGAGCUUAUCUUGUCCGAAAAAAUCGGCUACAGUGUGACUGUCAGUUUGGAAGCUUCAACUGCAAAUAAGUUACAGAUUCAACCACUAUUGGUUCAGCAAGGAAACUCACCUGUGUACAGUCCAAUUGAGAAGCAUAAUUCGACUUCACUACCGGCCAUGUUUGUUCUCAGAUUUAGUAAACCUAUGGCGCUGAAUUCAACGUUACUGAAGCAGAUUAAACUAAUCACUGGAGAUGGUUCAACUGUGGCAUCCGAAGGUGCAGUAGAUAUAGGAAGCCCCACCUGUUUGAUUAGCUUAAUCGUGCAACUUGAGACGAACGGCGUUGUGGAUGAUAUUACCAAGGGUCUGUUCGUGACUAUGCCCGACCAGUAUCAUUGUUAUUACAUGACGACCAAUAAAAAUCUUCAGGGUACAGUGAUUAGCAGUAUUCCGUUCACUGAACCUCAGCACGUGUCCAAGGCGCUGAUACUUUUGCGUCAACAAGCUCUCUUCAACCAGCUACUGACUAGUUGCAUUCGAAACAACGGUUCUAGUAACUCCCGUAUGCACGACCACGAGGAUUUACUGGUGUUUGAAGUGGCUGCAUUAUCAUGUCAGUAUCUGAGCGUGUCGUUGGAGCAUCCCUUUGAAGAGUCACUGGCAACGGUUGAGUUCGAUCUGAGGAAUACUCUUACCAUCCAGGUGCGCGUAUUUUGCAAUGGGUAUGAGUGUGACGAACAAACGUCGGAGCGAAUUUCACUCGUCGUACAACGUACAAUGUCAAUUCCGGUGACGUUGAGAGCACUGUUCCGCAUUUGGGAAGAGGAGUACGAGGCCAAGUUCAAGGGAAAACUAUCGAACGGUUCGGUGAAUGCAGUUUGUAGUGGUGGUGGCGGCGGUUCAGGCAACGGUAGCAAUGGUAUGGAUGAAGGAAAUUUUAGUUUGUCCAUGGGACCAGACGAGGGCGGAGGGAGUGGACCUAGUGGAACUGGCGGCAGCGGAAUACAAAGGCUGGAAGGACAGCAUAAUGGUGGUUUAAAUUCGAAUGGAGGAGGUGGAAGUGGUAUGAUGCAUCAGGAGUCCUUGGAUACCAGCAAGGGGAAGUUGGAGUUGACAGAUCAAUCAAAAAGACCACGUGGAGAGGAGGAUUUUUGUAGAAGCCCAAAGAGUAGUUUGAUAAAGCCUGGAGAGAAAGAGAUCGAUGAGGAAGAAGGCGAUGAUGAUGAUUAUGACGAGUCUACAAAUUUAAGCAGUUGUGACUCGAAUAACUCUUUGGGUGGGAAGUCUAACAUUACAGUAUAUCAGAAGUCAUCAUCAUCGCCGAUAACAGGAGUCCCCGAUAUGGAAUCACCGGUUUUGGCUACUGGAAGCAUGAAUGUAGGAAAUAAUCUUUUCAUUAAAAAUGAAGAUUAUUCUAAUGUGGAUCCUGAUUUGACACGUUCGUCGAACAGUUCGGAUCUCGAAGAUGCGACUGAUGUAGGAGACCAGUCUAGAUGUCGUGCGGCCGAGGAGAAACCAUCUUUCACUUCAUCGUCGGUGAGCAUUACUCCCAUCACUGCAAAUAAUACCGUCCUAAACAACAUUACUGUAGACAAAAGAAUGGGCGUAGAAAUAAUUCCAUUGGCUAAUGCAACUGCCAAUAUGUCGUCCUCAGUUACAAUCACACCGCUUCCAAUGGUAUCUUCUGCAACGAUGAAAAGUGGUACAAAUGAGAGAAAGUACAGCACUGCGACUAGCGGUGGCCUAAUUCGAAAAAGCAGCGACUCGGAUCGGGCAAAACUUGAAAAGAAAAAAAAACGCAAACACGAGGAACAGAUGGCCUAUCAAUUGCAAAUGGGACCACCUCAUAAAAUUCCGUCGAAAUCUGUUGAUGGACCAGCGUCUCCAUCCGGCAACAAGAAGUUCUCCGUGUCUCCAAUUUCACCGAAAAGCAGUAGUACUGGCGGUGGCGUUUCAGGACAAAUAAUUUUAUCUGGUGGGAGUCCUAGCCAGAUGUCAAAAUCCAGUCCAAAGCAUUCUCCAGGAAAUCACAGUAGUCCAAAGCAUCAGGGAAACUUUGGAACAUCCUCGCCAAAGCACGUUUCUGGCGGGGGCUCUGGUGGGGGUAAACCAAGUAUGUCUGCACUGAAAUCCGCUGCAAGUGGAAAUUCACCUAGUUCAAAAACCUCAUCUAGUUUGAUAAGCAGUGGAAAAGACGAUAGUGUAUGUCCAACGUCUUUAUUGUCAGGAACGGGGGGAUCAACUGUCAAAAGUAGCGGAAGUGGUUCGGUUUACAAAGAUCGCGAUCGAGAACGAAGCGAUAAAAAGGCCGUAUAUUCGACGUCUUCCAGUUCUUCGAGUCCGAAGUUGAAGUUACCCGCUGUUAAGUUAAAACAGCUGGAUUUGUCGGGUUGUGGCGCUUCAUUAAGCACGGGCGUGCAACUGGAACUGAUGAAUAGCAACAGUAGUGGGGGUAGUAGCACAGGAAGCGGUAGUAUUGAUUUUACCGAUAGUAGCAUGUAUACGUCUGGUGCGACUGACCUGUCAAAAAAUGCAUCUUCUGCUUCAUCCGCCAGUAUGCUAUUGCUCCAGCAAGCCAUGAAGCAUCGAAAAGGCUCUCUAAGCGCUGUGAUCGAUAAAUUGAAAUCAGCUCAAAGUGGUGAUGAAAACUCGCUAAUGCUGCUUCCGGAAUUGGUUCACCAUGCCGGUUUAGUCCUGAAAGAAGCAUCCCUCAAAACUAGUUCUUCUUCGACGACAACUACAACCCCAACAUCAGUUUCAAACCACUCUGGCUCAUUCUCAUCGGGAUCAUCAUCAGCGUCAGCGGCGACGGCAUUGGCAGCACAUUUGUCUGCAUUGCAGGGAAAAAGUUCGGAAUACAUGGUGAAACCAAGCUCUGAUGGUAUCAAGCUUACCAUUCAAAAUAAGAAGGGUUCAUCGAAAAGUCACGGUGGCUUCUCUUCAUCCGGUUCGAAAAGUAGUUUAAAAUCAAGGCUAAAACCGGGUGUAUCUAGCGGACCAAUCUCGAAAAAACAACAAGGUCCAUUAUCUUUCAGUGGGAACUUUCCGUCAUCCGGUAGUGGGAAAACGUCCACUUCACUAUCGUUUUCAAAAUCACAAUUUCAAAAAUCAAGUUCAUCAGGAUCCUUAUCUAGUUCAGGUGGUAGCGCAUUGAAGUCAUCGAUCAACAAGUCUGGUUCCGGCAAUGGUAGCAGCAGUAACAAAGAGAAACAGCGAGCAGGUUCGAAAGCUUCUUCCUCAAUGAUGGCUACGAAUGCCGCAAUGGCAGUAGCAGCCGCUCAGGCAGCGGCCAAUCUGAAUGUUAUGAAAAUGCUUGGUUUUACUUCAUCAAUUCCAAAUAUGGAAGGUUUCGUCAAAACUCUAGAUAAAAAUUUUCAAAUUCCAAAACUAUCUGCACGAUCUAGCAGUGAUUUAGACAAGCUGAAGGAUUCCCGACCAGCUUCUUCUUCUUCUGCUCCGAACACACCAAUUUCCAACGUGUCCCAAUCGCCCACUGGCAGUCAGGAUUUUACACUUCCAUUCAAUAAGUUACCCGGGGACGCUUCACCUCUCCAUUCGGCCAUGUUACCAAACAUGGUGCAGAAAAUGUUAUCCGCCCAUGACAUGUUACGGAGAUCUCCGAAUUUAGACCACCAAACCUCGAGCAAUAGUCGUGAUGGUUUUUCUUCUUUGUAUGCAAAAGGAUCUUCUGGAGGUAGAACGACCCCAACAAUUACUAUCCCUCCACCGUUUCCCUCACCAGUUGGCCUACAGGGUCAUGCGAUGGAUUUUUCUAGCAGCAACGAUUCCGUCGAUGCCGCAACUAGCAACAAUCUGAUGCGGCCACCAUCCCGUCCCAGUAGUACUAUGUCCAAUCAUAGUUCGUCGGAUAAACUAAUUGAUGCCACUGUAGGCAGCAAUUCGAUGGACGGUUUAACGACAACAUCAGCAGGAUCAUCGUCACAAGCACAAGCUUUGGCUGCGGCUGCUGUUGCAGCUCAGCUGAUCAACAAGUUUGACAAUACUCAACAACUAGUUGCUGUUUUAAAAAAUCAUCAUCUAGCAGUAGCUGCGGCAGCUGCCGCUGCUUCUGGUUCCGCCGGUCCGGGACCGGUCACUUCACCGGCAUCAGUUUCAGUGCAUAUCGUAAAAUCACCUGCUCCGAGUCCUCUCCCAUUACAUGGUGGUAUUGGUGGUGGUAGUGGUGGUACAGUAAACGACGAACUGAUGGACGAUACUCUGAUCGGAAUUGGUGGGAAAUGACCGUUACUUCUUAUGUUGUAAAUAUGUGUUGUUGGGGAACACAGAUCAUUGAUUGUAUCGAAUCAAAGGUAAACCAGGACUACCAAGUAAAAUUGUACGCCAGUCGUACGUUCCGAGUGACACCAUUAUUAUUUUAUUUCACGUCUUCAGUCUAGUUUGUAAGCGAGUACGCGAACCGUUUCGAGUUUAAAUGGAUAGCGAAUAUUUUCAAUUGGUUUUUUUCCUCAUUACAGCAGCUUAGAUUGUUUCUUAUUCAUUGAACGCGUGCAGUAGAAUAUUAGGCAAAACAAACAAAUGAAAAAGAUGAGCUACUUUAGGCGAAAUAAAUUUGUGUGUAAGAAACGAAUGAUGUCAAAUUUCCUGGGAAAUCGAAAGAAUAGGUAAAAUGAAAUAAUUUAGAGAAGUUUUUAUUUAGUGCGUAUUAAAAUUAGUAUUAAAACUUUCGGAAUAUCUGUAAUAUUGUCAUUAUUUCCAUCUGAUAGAUUAAGGCCCCUGAAAUAGUUUGCUGUACACAACCGACAUUUUUUCAAUGCCGGGAAUUGGUUUGUUUUUUUUUCAAGACGAAUUUAUGUUUAUAUUGUAUUCAAAAAAUUCUGGAUGAAUAAAAUAAUGGAAAAUAAAA